Messenger RNA from Chelonia mydas (Green sea turtle), 2385 nucleotides. RefSeq names its product dehydrogenase/reductase X-linked (gene DHRSX). The transcript is spliced from 8 exons. The record is from RefSeq and is a predicted model, not a curated record. Bases 16 to 954 code for a protein of 312 amino acids. NCBI's taxonomy places the organism in Eukaryota, Metazoa, Chordata, Testudines, Cheloniidae.
GGGCGGGAGGCAGCCAUGUCGCUAUUGUCUCGGGCGCUGCCCGCGCUGCGGCUCUAUUGCAUCGGCCUCGCCGUCGCCCUGCACCAGCUGCUGCGCCGCCUCCGCCCCGGCGGGGCCCCCGCGCCAGUUUUCCCUACACAAAAUGGAAAUGUUGCCAUAGUGACUGGAGGUGCUAAAGGAAUUGGUUAUCAUACUGUGAAGCAUUUGGCAAGACUUGGCAUGCACGUUAUAAUAGCUGGAAACGAUGAAAGUGAAGGCCAAGAAGCAGUGAGGAAAAUAAAAGAAGAAACUGUGAAUGAAAAAGGUGGGGUCAGUGUGUUUCUCUUUUCCUUGGGGAAUGUUCUGGUACCACUUGAUAUCGGGAUGUGUUUGCUGGAGUUUUUACACUGUGAUUUGGCUUCAAUGAAGUCCAUACGGCAAUUUGUGCAACAGUUUAGAGCAAAGAAUUGUCCACUCCACGUCCUGGUGAAUAAUGCGGGGGUGAUGCUGGUCCCUGAAAGGAAAACAGAGGAUGGAUUUGAGGAGCACUUUGGGUUGAACUACUUGGGACAUUUCCUGUUGACUAACCUUCUCUUGGAAACACUGAAGCAAUCAGGAACUCGCAGUCACAAUGCUAGAGUCAUCACCGUCUCGUCAGCCACCCAUUAUGUAGGGAGAUUGCAUCUUAAUGAUUUACAAAGCAGAUGUUCUUAUUCACCCCAUGGAGCCUAUGCCCAAAGCAAACUUGCCCUUGUAUUGUUUACCUAUCGUCUACAGCAUCUCAUAACAGCAGAUGGGAGCCAUGUGACAGCUAAUGUAGUAGACCCUGGAGUAGUGAACACUGAGCUCUACAAAAAUGUCUGUUGGGCUACAAAAGUGGUCAAGUGGAUGACAGCCUGGCUAUGUUUCAAGGUUUUCCACAGGACGUGCACAUACUGUACCAGCCUCCACAUCAGUAUACCACUUCAGCUAUGACUCCUGUCACUAUUCAAAAACAGGACUUCUGAAAAACAACUCUGUGCAGACCACAUUUUGUGGAGCACUCUGCGUUUGGGCAGGAAAAUUGAAGUUGUUCCUCUCCCAUGUUCUUGCUCUGCAUUUGCUGCUCCCCCAUCUGCCUACUAGUCAGUCCUGUGGAGAAGACUGCAGCCUGCCCCAACAUGGCAGUACCGUUUUUCUCAUCCUUAGCACACAGAAGUAGCAAGGAGUGUGUGUGCGGGUGGGCGGUGGGGAGAGAAGGGAGGAAGUACCACAGAAGAGACUGAGGAAAGCAGCCAAGUAGUGGGAAGAAAAAGUCCUGGGGUAAAUGUUUCAUUAUUCCGGCUUUUAGCUAGUUGAUGAUUUGGCUGAUAAUGAUUUUGAAAUUAAUGGACAGUCAGUAUUCUAUUUUAUUUUAAUUGAUAAGAAAACAAAAACAACUACAAUGGUUGCCCUUAAAAUGUUACUACCAGUUAGAAACAUGCUUCCUGUGUUAUACACAUAAAAGGGAAUAAAUUGGAGGUUCCGAAAAGAGCUACACAAACGACUGGAAGGCUUGAAAACCUGCUUGUUGUCAGAAGCGUAAGAAGCCCAAUCUACUUAGCUUACCAAAAAGAAGGCUAAGACGUGACUUGAUCACAGUCUACGAGUACCUAGAUGUGCAGAAGAUCUCUGAUGGUAAUGAACUCUUUAAUCAAGCAGAAAAAAGGCAGAAAAAGCUCAAUUCAGGCAAAAAAAUAAGGCACAGAUUUUUAAUAGUGAUGGUAAUUAACCAUUGGAACAACUUACCAAAGAAUGUGGUGGAUUCUCUAUUACUUAAAGCAUUUUUGGAUGUCUUUCUAAAAGAUGCACUGUAGCCCAACCAGUUAUGGGAUUAAUGCAGGAAUUGCUGGGUGAAAUUCUGUGGCUUGCAUUGUACAGAAGAUCAGACUAGAUCGAUGGAUCCUUUAGGCCUUAAAACGUAUGAAUGUAUAAAUCUAUCAAUAAUGAUAGAAAUCAGGGGGAAAUGAAUGAGGUAGAAGAAACUUGCAAAAUGUACAUCCUUUUCAGCGGCCCAGUGUCACAUAGCAAGUUAUGCAGCAAGGUCCCCCAAUUUGCUAAAAUUAUUCUAAAAAUGCACUACAGGGAGAAAAUAUACAAACACAAAUGUGUUUUAUUUAUUAGCACUGAAACAAAGGACUACCGUUCCUCCAGGCUUUAGGAGCUACACAGGAGAGGAGACCUUUCAGAUUGUGUGGCUAGUUGGAGGAAUGAAUUUUUUAAUAGAUUUUAUAGAGCAAAGAUAACUAUUUAUGUGGUAUCUUUGCAAAACAUAUACAUUAAGGUGCCAUUAAUGUCGCCACAAAAUUUCAUUACGCAUGGGAAGUAGGCUGGCUGAAAAAUGUAAAAUGAAACAUUUUCCCAUAAUAAAAUGUUUUCACUGGAAAA